AUGUUAACAGCUAUUUUGGUAGCAAUAUUUCUGAUAUUAUUAGUCAGUUAUUGUAUUUAUAUCAACCAAGCGUAUGAUUUUUUCAAAAAACGAAACAUCAGUGGUCCAAAACCAAUAUUUUUCUUUGGUAACUUUAUCGAAGUAAUCAAAACAGGUCGAUUAACGCUCUGUAUGAAAAGAUGGACAGAAAGAUAUGGACAAAUUUAUGGAUAUUUUGAAGGACACACACCAAUUCUUGUUUGCUCUGAUCCAGAUAUAUUACAAGAUAUAUUCAUUAAACAAUUUUCAACUUUUCAUACUCGACGAGAUUUACCGUUAGAAGAUCGACAUGGAAAAAUGAGAUGGAAACGUCAGCGUGCUGUAAUCAAUCCAACAUUUUCCACAGCAAAAUUAAAACAGAUGAUUCCGUUAAUCCAAGUAACGGUCGAUCGAUUGAUGAGGAAACUUGAAGAACAAUAUCAAAUAAAAAAGCCAUUUGAUAUUUAUGAAUUUUAUAAACGUUUUACAAUGGAUACAAUUUGGAGUUGUGGUUUUGGAUUAGAUACGGACAUGCAAGAUAAUCCGAAUAAUUUAUAUUUAAAGAAUUCUCAAGACAUAUUUUCUGAAAAACAAAGUUCUAAAAUUUUCAUUCUCCUAGCACUAAUGAUUAGUGAACUAAAAGUAUGGUGGAGAUUGUCACAUGAUUUUGAACGAAACUUUCGCUAUUGGAGUCGUAAAUACUGUACAACAAUACAAAAAUAUGUCAAUGAAGAACCAUCAACAUAUAUAAUGAAGAAGACACGAGAAAUUCUACAACAACGAAUUGAUUCGAAAAUGGAACGAAAUGACCUAAUGCAAUUAAUGCUUGAAGCAAUGACGGAUCAAAAUUAUGUUAAGGAUACAGCCGAAAACUAUGAAAAUGAUGCAAUAUUAGAUAAAAAAUUAACAUUACAUGAAAUAACAGCUAAUAUUUAUUUGUUUAUGGUUGCUGGCUAUGAGACGACUAGUACCGCUUUAGCCUAUGCUGCCUAUGUAUUAGCCACGCAUCCAAAUGAACAACAUAAACUACAAGAACAUAUCGACCAAAAUUUCAAUUCUGAAAAUGAUCAUGCACUACCCGAUUAUGAUAAAAUACAACAAAUGGAAUAUUUAGAUUGGUUUUUUCGUGAAGUAUUGAGAAUGUAUCCGAUCGCUCCUCAUGUUGUUAGUCGACAAAAUUGUGAAGAAAUCAAACUGAAAGGUAUUGGAACAAUUCCACCUGGAACAUCAAUCGCAAUUGAUAUGUUUGAUUUACAUUAUAAUCCAACUCUAUGGGGACCGGAAGAUCCUAAUGUAUUUUAUCCGGAACGAUUUGCGACUAAACGUCAUCCAAUGGCAUGGAUGCCAUUUGGACAAGGUCCACGAAAUUGUGUAGGAAUGCGGUUUGCGUUAUUAGAAAUGAAAAUGACACUUGUUCGCUUAUUGAGAACAUACUCAGUACUGAAAUGUGAAGAUACCGAUAAAGAAUUUGUAUUAGAAGAAUUUAUUGUUGUUCAUCCAAAAAAGCUUAUGAUUACGCUACAACGUCGAGAUGAGCAUCCAGGAAUAUAA
Molecule: messenger RNA, 1569 nt
Organism: Didymodactylos carnosus
Lineage: Eukaryota; Metazoa; Rotifera; Eurotatoria; Philodinida; Philodinidae
Source: the annotation of a GenBank genome assembly